UGUAAUUUUCGGUGGCGUUUAUGCGAUGAAAUUGCCUGGCGUUUUGCGGUGGAAGUACGGUGAAGCGAAUAACUGCAAAUUAUAUGAUUCGCCGGUGCUUGUCCAGUGAUAGUGAGAAAUGUUAUCAGAAGUAAGACAACCGUAACAAUUGCAAGAAAAGUCACCACCACCAUCAUCAGCGCUCAAACAAGCGAAUACGAAUAUAACAAAACCGAGUCAUUUGAAUAUUUAUCAAGAAAUUUGUGUGACAGUGUGUGCGUGUACAGAAGGAAAGAUAGGAGCUAAGCGUACGAGCAGCAAGGUAGGAGUUGUUCUGUGUUUGAUUUAGUGUUCCGACAAAAUAGCGCUGUUGUGUUAACACACUGCAGAAACAAUAGUUCCCGGCGCCUGUGUAUGUGUGUGUGUGAGGGAGUGUCCUGUGGUGGCAGGGGCAUGUUACCCACGAGUGUCGCGUGCAGCAAGUGAAGCGGUGUAUUGCGACCCGCCUUAUGGUGUUUGCGAAUAUUCGCGCCACGGAUGAUGUCGUUGGUGGACGUUUGGAACAGAAACGAAGAAUCUCCAACGAAGAGUGAUUGUAAGAAGCAAACCCACUACACCGGACCGCACCAUAUGCAGCUAGACACGAUGCAGGACAUCAUAUGUGAGGACGACACAGUGAGAUAUGUGCGCUUGAAAAGUGAAGAAAACGGUAGUGCCGGAAAUAACAACAAUAACAGCAUCAGCAACAAUAAUAACAACGGUGUCAACAGUUCAUCGUCCAGUAGCAGCAACGGCAACAAUCUACCGAUGGAUAAAGACGAGAAGCGUAUGCGUCGCGAAAUCGCGAACAGCAACGAACGACGUCGGAUGCAGAGCAUCAAUGCGGGAUUCCAGAGCCUGCGACAAAUGCUACCACACCACGAGGGCGAAAAGUUAAGCAAGGCCGCAAUUUUGCAACAGACCGCCGAAUACAUCUAUUCACUAGAACAAGAAAAGACUCGUUUGCUAUCGCAAAACUGUCAGUUGAAACGGACAAUUGAUCAACAAGAUCACAAUGGAACUCCAGAUCUAUCGCAGAAUGCGACACAAAUUGUAGCGAGCAAUGCGACAAACGGCGGUGCUGUAGUGGUCUCCCAACAGCAACAGCUGGUGGCAAAUGUUGGAACUGGUGGAAGCGGUCAGCCAGGAGCUACGGCAGUGGCAACCGUUGCCAAAAAGCGUAAAAUCGACACCAUCGUUACCGCGCAGCCGGUAUCAGAUUCAUCGGACGAGGGAUUAGGGUCAAUGUCGCCGGAACCGGUGUCGUUACGCGCUGUGAGCGUUACCUCGAACGGAAGUAACUUAUCUAACGCGCAUUCAGGCACGACAAUGAUCUCAAGCCCGUCCACCACCCACGGGAGACAAUGUACGACGGUGAACUUUUCCGCAAAAGACUACUUGGAAUUGAAGCAUCAGCUUGAAGUAGAACGACGGCAGAAAAUGUUGAUUGAGGAUCGAUUGAAAGCACUCGAACGCCAACUCUAUCCCACCAGGAUACAGUAUCAGGAAUCUUCGGAACUGGUUGUACCCGACCUCAGCAACGAACCAUCAUCAGUAUCAUCACUUGCUCCGGAAGAUGUUGCGGUUUCGAUAAUUCAUAAACCGGUCAGUAGCGGUGGAACAGCCAUAGCUGGUAAAAUACCGCGUGUUCCUGCUGAACUGGAAGGCGGUAUGCAAGUGAUCUCCCUAGAUGCUAACAGCCUGGGAAAGAAUCAGCAUGUAGUCGUAUGUUCUGGUGAAUUGAUAGAAGAAGCACUUUCUAUGCAGACGGUGCCGGCAGCACCGAAACAGCUGGUUAUACCGAUGAAGGAGGAAAAAAUGUACAUCAAACGGUCGCGAUCUCGAUCACCAGCAGUAGGAGAAGCGACCGUGGUAACGUUGCCCCCUAAGAAAAAUCGUUACCCUUCUAUCUUAGAGGCGGCCAUCAAAGCUGAACCGAAGGUGGAAGUGGAGCGUAUCGAUUCACCCUCUUCAAUUGUGGUUACUGAUGAUCAGAUGAUAGUGUCAACGACGGGUUCGCACCUGGUCGGAACGGGUGCCAGUUUAGCCACUGUUCAGCAACCGCGGCUCAAUUGUAACUACCGUCACAACCUCGAAACUAUAGUUGAAGCAAUCCGUCAUCUCGAAGGUGAUGCAUUUGAUGCAGUUGUACCAACGCAGCAACAGCAACAGCAACAGCAACAGCAGCAGCAGUCAUUACAUCAACCAGUACAACAACCUCAACCCACUCAACCUCCAACAGUAACAUCCCAAUCGACUAUACAACAGAGACCUAUGCAGGAAGUUCCGCUGGCGUUGACAACAGCGAGUAAACAACAAACUCCGUUAAUGCAGACGAAAACUGAUCGUGAUCAUCGUCAAAUUCAGCUAGAACCGUACCUGAAGUUCCGAACAGCGCCAAAUCCAACCGCAGGUGCUGUACUUCCGUCGGCUAGUGCGUCCAAUUUAGUCGCCGCUGCUGCUCCUAGUGUCGUGACGGUAACGCCCCAGGCGGGCUCGAUCAUUUCCGUAUCAAUUGCACCAACCGGAAGCGGCACGCUGCCGGCCGGUUCCAACUGUCAUUCACCUGCCGCCGCAUCUUCGACAACAACUACGAUCGUGGCCAAUAGUUCCAUCGUGUCGGCGAAUAUGCCGCAGCAGCAGCAGCAGCAGCAUCAUUCGAACACGCUCACAACGGCAGCACAGCUUUUGCAACAGCAGCAGCAAUGCAGGCCUGGUGUAAUAGUGGUGAAGCAAAAUUCAUGAUCCGUUACUACUGCGUCAGCGAUCGUUGGUGGCUGUAGCAAUAAUAGUGGUAGCCAUAGCAGCUCAACCGUUGCCCCGUCCUCAUCUAGUACCAUCGCAUUGUUUUCGGCUACGGCCCCCCAUAAGGGAAGUAACAGUAUCAAGAGCAAAACUACUCCGCUGCUGGUUAGCGUAAGCAGUAAUUUUAGUAAGCUGAGGUAUGGCAGCAGCAGCAUCAGCAGCAGCACCAGUGGAAGCUUUGGUGCCGGCAAAACAACAGUAUCAGCUCCCGGUGGUAGCAGUAGCAGUAAUGGUGGUUCCCCGAAUGUUGUCAUUACAUACCAGAAAACGAUGGAUGGUGCUUGAACGAUUCUCCUAGUGAACAAUAUCCCCGAUUUAUAUGAUUUGUUAAUUAUUUUAUUAGAUGUUAUAUUUUUGGCAUUGCAUUCUUUUUUUUUACAACAUAUUUUGCUCGUCCUUUAGCCACGUGCCGUAAUCUUAAAUCUAUAUCUAGAAGCUCCUACACAUUAGCCAACCUACCAACCUACUUACCCACCAUAUUGUGUAGGGUUUAGCAACAAACAAAGCUGUAUUAUCAUUAGGUGUUAAUUGGUUUGAAAACACAUUAACACACCUGGUUUGCUUUAUACUGGGAUUGGACAGCAUCAUUCUAUACAACUGUUAGACUAAGACAUCCUCAAAAGCAAGACCUAAAGGCAAGAGAAUUUUUUCUUGCUUAUUUAAUUCUAAGUAUACACAGAAUAAUGCAUAUUAUAAGAUUUGAUUUAAGAUUUACUUUAAGAUGAUGAAGCAAAUGGUUAAGGCUGUAAUGCUAUAAACAGCAUACCAUAAGGGAAUAGUACUAGCGGGCGAUAACAUCUUCAUGGAAUGAUAUCAAAAGUAAUGAAUAAGCGAAUAACAAACAAGAGGAAGUGUAGCAUUGUGUACAGCAAACAAAAAGAUAUAUGGGACAUAACAGAUAUUUCAAAUUUCGGUUGAAUGUUGAGGUUGAGACUAACACAGAUAACGCAGAACCUUGGAAAAAUUACAAACAAUUUGACUAAAUCGGAAUAUAUACAUGCGCAGAAAUGAUUUUUCUUUCGCUGGCCAAGCAUGAGAAUACAUACUGCAAAAUGGUUCGUGUGGAAUUGUGUACAAAACAGUCGCAAUCCUAGGCAUAGAAUAGUUCGAUAGGGUUUCAUCUGCAUUUUUUGUGUUUAAGGAACAGAAUAACAGUACCGGGAAUAGUAUAACUUUCAUAAGUCUUUAUAUAAAACGUCUAACUGGAUGAAAGGACACAUUUAAGCGCCAUGACGCAAUAAAACUGGCUUAUGGCGAUGGUAAUACUGUAAUUGAUGGUGAUAUCUAAGAUGGAAAACAAUU
Molecule: messenger RNA, 4125 nt
Organism: Anopheles moucheti
Lineage: Eukaryota; Metazoa; Arthropoda; Insecta; Diptera; Culicidae
Gene: crp
Product: formin-J
Exons: 4
Coding region: 517-2763 (748 amino acids)
Biological process (GO): regulation of transcription by RNA polymerase II
Cellular component (GO): nucleus
Molecular function (GO): RNA polymerase II cis-regulatory region sequence-specific DNA binding; protein dimerization activity; DNA-binding transcription factor activity, RNA polymerase II-specific
Source: RefSeq, a predicted model, not a curated record